This is a messenger RNA of Mandrillus leucophaeus (drill), 858 nucleotides long. RefSeq names its product anoctamin 5 (gene ANO5). NCBI's taxonomy places the organism in Eukaryota, Metazoa, Chordata, Mammalia, Primates, Cercopithecidae. The transcript has 4 exons. The annotation marks the transcript as partial. Gene Ontology annotation, biological process: chloride transmembrane transport. Gene Ontology annotation, cellular component: plasma membrane. Gene Ontology annotation, molecular function: chloride channel activity. The record is from RefSeq and is a predicted model, not a curated record.
UUAUUCAAUUUGGAUUUGUUACAUUAUUUGUGGCGUCUUUUCCUUUGGCUCCUCUUCUUGCUCUCAUAAAUAAUAUUGUAGAGAUUCGAGUGGAUGCCUGGAAACUUACCACUCAAUACAGGAGAACUGUAGCUUCUAAAGCUCAUAGCAUAGGUGUUUGGCAAGACAUUCUUUAUGGAAUGGCUGUCCUUUCUGUUGCAACUAAUGCCUUUAUUGUUGCAUUUACGUCGGACAUCAUUCCCCGUCUAGUUUACUACUAUGCUUACUCAACAAAUGCCACGCAGCCUAUGAAAGGAUAUGUGAAUAAUAGCCUGUCAGUAUUCCUGAUAGCUGAUUUUCCAAACCACACUGCACCUUCGGAAAAACGAGACUUCAUCACUUGCAGGUACAGAGAUUACAGAUAUCCUCCUGAUGAUGAGAAUAAAUAUUUUCAUAAUAUGCAAUUCUGGCAUGUCCUUGCUGCCAAGAUGACCUUCAUCAUUGUUAUGGAACAUGUUGUGUUUUUAGUUAAAUUUUUGCUGGCCUGGAUGAUACCUGAUGUUCCAAAAGAUGUUGUGGAGAGAAUCAAGCGAGAAAAGUUAAUGACUAUCAAGAUUCUCCAUGAUUUUGAGCUCAACAAAUUAAAAGAGAACUUGGGAAUUAAUUCUAAUGAAUUUGCCAAGCAUGUCAUGAUUGAGGAAAACAAAGCACAGCUGGCUAAAUCAACAAUCUAAUCAGCAUGAGGAAGCAGCAGGUGGUCUGCCUUACUUCACUUUUUCCUCUGGGUUUAGGGCCAGAGGUCAGAAGCCAUGUGUCAAUUUAACCCCCUCCUUUUUUUUUUAACUCAAAGUUUUUAUACACUUUUAUAGAGGCCAACUU